Molecule: messenger RNA, 5167 nt
Organism: Limulus polyphemus (Atlantic horseshoe crab)
Lineage: Eukaryota; Metazoa; Arthropoda; Merostomata; Xiphosura; Limulidae
Product: regulating synaptic membrane exocytosis protein 2-like
Exons: 19
Biological process (GO): positive regulation of synaptic transmission; regulation of membrane potential; calcium ion-regulated exocytosis of neurotransmitter
Cellular component (GO): presynaptic membrane; cytoskeleton of presynaptic active zone
Molecular function (GO): transmembrane transporter binding; small GTPase binding
Source: RefSeq, a predicted model, not a curated record
GAAGAAACAGGAGGAAGUGCAGGUGCUCGAGUCGACCAUCAGGAAACGUACAGAGGAACAGAAGGAGAUGGGGUUGACGCUUGAAGCCACGUGCGAGAUAUGUCUCAAGACCAAGUUCGCGGAUGGUGUCGGUCACGUGUGUCAUUACUGUAGCGUGCGAUGUUGUGCUCGUUGUGGUGGCAAGGUUACCUUACGUUCUAAUAAGGUUAUUUGGGUUUGUAUCCUAUGCCGCAAGAAACAAGAAUUGCUCAUCAAAACCGGACAGUGGGUACACAGCAAUCUUAAUAACAACGAAGGACAAAGUCUUGAAUCAAGUCCUAGCUCAGAGACAUUUAUCGAACAUUCUGAUUCUAAGCAGAAACAAGAAAGACGACCUCGUUUAGAGAAAGCUCGUAGUACGGACAGGGAAAGCAUUCCGCAGGACAACCUCAGUUCACUCCAUUCUGGGGGUGGACAGUCUUUACCUGGAAGUAGGCGUGGCUCAUUGAAAAGAUCAGGAAGUUCCAAAAGUCGGGAACUCCGAAGACAAUAUUCACAAGAAGAAACGAGUCAAAGACAAAACGUCGCCGAUCGACACACUAGACGUUCGCUUGAAGCUGGGGAUGCGAUAUUACAUGAAAGGGGAAAUUCCAUUUCUGAGAGAAGGUCACCAUCCAGCAGUGAUCGCCGAAGAAGACGACCUGGUUCAGAGCUAAGAGACGACGCAGCAGACGAAAGACAUCACCGACAUAAUCUAGAAAGAGGGCGCCAUAUGCAGCGAGAUGGCGCGCGGUCUAGAGACCCUUCACUGUCGCCACCUACGAGGAAUGACGCUGAACUACGUGAAUCAGAGUUGGUAAGAUCGCGAGAGUCAUCUCUUCGUAAUCGACGUAGAGGAACUCGAGAAAUUAGACGUGAAGAUAUUCAGUUCUCUGAUGCUGCGAAUCGAGACGAGUACAGAGCCAGAGAUAGGAGUUCUAGGAAUGGGUCCUUGGAACGACAACCACAACAGACCAGUGAAAGUGAGAGAGAACGAUCUCGCGAUGUGCCCAUCGAAAGAGGGCGUGGUAGUAAUUACUCCCAUGUGUAUGACCGUGAAAGACGACGUGACCCAGAAAAUAGAAAUCGUCGAGAUUCUGGGAAAGCUCAGGAUCUUAGAGAAUCUCAUCAUCAAAAAAGGUUUUCAGAGCUUGAUCACUAUGUUGAUGAGAUAGUUAUACAUCCAGAAGACACACAGAGUCGGCACAUCUCAAAAGUUUCAAGAAGCAGUGAAGAGUGGAGAAAGGAAAUGUCGGGAUUCGGUCCCACAUCAGUUUCGAACGCGGACACAAGGGGGCGCUUUAGCAAUUAUGUACGAAAGAAAGGGGAUCCCAGAAAUGAAUCAUACGGUUCUGAACAAUCUGAAUAUACGAGGUCUAAACCUCAUAAACACAGGCGUGGAAAAAUACAACGCCAAAGGUCUUCAAGUAGUUCGGAUGACGAGAUUAAAACAACUCCGGAUGACGAGAUUAAAACAACCCCGGAAUGGUCCAGUUGCGAUGACGGGGAUAUUGAAGGUGUCAUAGAACAAGGAGAACGUGUUCACUCCAGAUACAAAUCAGGUCACUCAGAGACUCCGUCGACACCCAGGAAAAACCACGCUGUACAGAGAGGACCAGAUUGUUAUUACAGCAACCAAGACAUAUGGGAUGAUGCAGGCAGUCCGGUUCAUAAAAAAACAGUUCGUUUCAACCGUGACAGCGCCACCUCUCGACAAAAUUCUGAAGAACUUUGGGACGAACAGCAAACCAAAGACUCUGGCAUAGAUACCAGUAGUAGCGCCACAUUAAAUGAAGAUAACAAUAAUAAGCAUCCUGUUGCAUGGAAGUCUUCUUCCGAUGGGACCAGGAUGAUAGGUCACAUGAUCUUGAAGAAGACCUUAAAAGAAGUUGACGGCAGCGCCUCCUCAGCCGCCAUCUUGGGCCUGAAGGUUGUCGGUGGACGAUUCUUGGGUUCAGGUCGACUUGGUGCUUUGGUAGAAAAAGUGAAAAAGGGAAGUGUGGCUGAUAUUGUCGGACACCUGCGGCCAGGAGACGAGGUGCUCGAGUGGAACGGGCAUUCUUUACAGGGUAGAACGUACGAAGAAGUGUUUGACAUUAUCUCUGAGUCAAGACAAGACCACCAGGUGGAGCUGAGAGUGUGUAGGCCUAUAAGUGAUAUCGGAUGGACAGAAACUGUGGCUUCUAGAGGUGGACAAAACCAGGAGUUUAUUACUUUAGAAGACGUAAGCAAACACAACCUUCAACAAGACUGGAGACCAAGUGUGACAGUGACGUCGCCAAGCUCACCAGAAACUGUAAGAUUACGGCCUCACUCGCCAGUUGUUGGUGGUAGAAUACAGCUUAAACUGUGGUAUGACUCUCAGGCUUUACAGCUUGUUGUCACAAUAAUCUGUGCUGCAGAGCUUAGACCCAGGGUAAGCCAACUGACCCGCAAUCCAUACGCCAAAGUGUUUCUUCUUCCUGACAGAAGUGAAAAAAGCAAGAGAAGAACUAAAACUAUCGCCAAUACGAACGAACCUCGAUGGAAUCAAACGUUCGUUUAUUCUUCCUUGAGACGAUCGGACUUAAAAACCAGAGCAUUGGAAAUCACGGUAUGGGACUACGAUCGUUAUGGCGCUAACGAUUACUUAGGAGAGGUUGUGGUCGACCUUUCAUCAACACCUUUAGACAACAAAGGUCAGUGGUAUUUCCUGGUCAGCCAUGAAGACACACUGAAUGCUCAACUGAGACGACAAGCAAUGUUCUUGGACACUGAUGGAGGAUCUGGCACGUUGGCUGACCACCUGUCUCCGCUAUCAAAUGUCUCCAGCCGUCUAUCUGAUGGUGACAUUUCAGACUAUGAUGAUGGAACAAUAGUUGGGGCAUCUCCUUGGGAGGAGCUCCGAUAUGACCACCAGUGGGACGAACAUUACAGAGGAGAGGACUCUAUUCCCUCUGCCACCAGAGGGCGACCACCUUCUAUUAUUCCCAGUGACCGUCCACCUUAUUCACGGCGGGGAGUAGAGUACACUUCAAGGUCGUUAUCCCCACCUAAUAGAAGGUCUUCUUCACCCUUGCACGGGAAUACAAUCGUCUCUGAAAGGUAUCAAACUCAUUCAGUAGAGAGAAUCCCAACAGGAACCCCUUCUCCUAAAAAACGUCAGCUACCCCCUACUCCAGCAACGUUUCAAAAAAGUGGUGACCUAGCCCUUGAUCUUGAGGAUAUGGCUACACGACAACUGAGGCAGAGAGUUCAAAUACACAGGCGCACGGGUGCUGGUAGAUAUUCCGAUGGAGAAAUGUCUCCAACUCACUCUUUCGAGAAGCAGCUCCAUGCUCAUCCUUAUAGAGGGAGCCACGCCCGUGACAGUAACCUCAGGGGCAGCCAUUCUGCACCUGACAAAAGGAAUUCACGUGCUGGACAAAUAGCGAGUCCGGAAAAAGAAGGAGUGGAGAGUGACGAGUCUGAAACCAGCUCAGCUUCUAAGUUUAGUCUCAGCAGUGCCUUCUCUACACAGUCUAAGGGUAGCCGAACACUGAGCGAGUUUACAUCGAGAAUGCAGGGUUAUGGACCUGUUCACCCUCCUCGGCCCGGAAGAAGAGGCCCAUUAGUACAGAGUAUGAGUAUUGAUGGGGAAAGUGAUGACAAAGGUGAUGGAAGCCUGUCAGACACGGCGGUUGGUUCCAUUACUGAGAGGAGUGACAUAUUACAACAGACCGGUGGAGGGAAGAUCACAAAGGGAGGUAAAGCCAUCCAGUUUGUAGGACUUUCCCAGAAAAGCAGCAGCACGUCACAGUUGAGUGCUACAGGCCAUCGAAAACGUUUACGUUUUCGUCGAAAGCGUACCACACCUCUGAACGUGCAUCGAAGCGAAGAGAUUGCCCCUAUAGAGUGUCGCCAUCUGGUGAAUCCUCCCAGCAGUGUAUCAUCUGAUGGAGAGAGCAGUUUGGCUGGGGAUGUCCCAGUGUGGAUGCCAGCUUUACGUUUGACACCAGAGGGAGAAUAUUCCACUUUUGUGCAAGGUCUGGGACCUGGUCAGCUUGUCGGUAGACAAGCACUAGCCUCCCCAAACUUGGGAGACAUACAACUGAGCGUCUGUGAUAGAAAAGGGAACCUCGAGGUUGAAGUUAUUAGGGCGAGAGGUCUUCAACCAAAACCAGGAGCCAAGUGUUUACCAGCACCUUACGUGAAAGUGUACUUAGUUCAGGGCACCAAGUGUCUCUCGAAGGCCAAAACUACAACUGCGCGACGAACCUUGGACCCUUUGUACCAAGAGCAACUACACUUCCACGAAGAUUACAGGGGGUGCAUACUGCAGGUUACUGUGUGGGGGGACUACGGAAGGAUGGAGAAGAAAGUUUUCAUGGGCGUGGCUCAGAUCAUGUUGGACGAUGUCGAUCUCUCUAAUAUCGUGAUUGGAUGGUACAAAUUGUUCCAUCCUGCCUCUCUCGUCAAUCUUCCGGGAAACAGACAAGGAAAUUCUCAGUCUUCAUUAGAUAGUUUUGGCUGAUUGUGUUUGUUUCUGUUUAAUAAGAAUUGGUGAAGGACGUAAAGAAUCUGUGAUGGAAGGUAACGUCGACCCGGUGUUCUCUCCCCCCCUCUCCCCCAUUGUACUAAUAUUCCUAUUGAGGAUGUGACUUAAUACGACUUCGUCAUCUGUGCUGUAAACGCGAGGACCAAACACAAUAAGUGAUCUGAAGAAACCUGCGAACAGAGAAAGAGUGCCUGGUAAUCAUAGAAUGUUAGUGGUUAUUUCAUCUAUAUAUAUAUAUAAAUAUAUAUAUAUAAUAAUAAUAAUAAUACUUCCUCAAUGAACUUACAACAUUUUCUUGUUGGAGUAGCUGCUUCAAAUUUUAUAUCAUAUUUGUUUUAUUCACAUUUUCCAUAUAAAUAGUACUUCCAAGUUUUCCCGUAGAAAAGAAAUCUAAACAUUUUCGACAGUAUACCUCGCGCCUUUCCAUAUAAAUACGAUAAAACUGUUACACAAAGAUAUCGAAUAUGUCUUUAAAUCUUAGAAUAGUAUUUGACUUAUCUUGCACUUAACUUUCUCUCUAAUACAACCAUUUUUACUCUAGUCAAAGUGUUAAAGUGCACAUGCAAAUGUUUAAAAAAUCAGAUUUACGUAUAUCUAUCUAUUUAUAUAUAUAUAUAUAUAUAUAUACAUACA